This is a messenger RNA of Tribolium madens (black flour beetle), 3567 nucleotides long. RefSeq names its product probable DNA mismatch repair protein Msh6 (gene Msh6). Gene Ontology annotation, molecular function: ATP-dependent DNA damage sensor activity; mismatched DNA binding; ATP binding. The coding region runs from base 106 to 3456 and encodes 1116 amino acids. The record is from RefSeq and is a predicted model, not a curated record. Lineage: Eukaryota; Metazoa; Arthropoda; Insecta; Coleoptera; Tenebrionidae. Gene Ontology annotation, biological process: mismatch repair. Gene Ontology annotation, cellular component: nucleus; MutSalpha complex. The transcript is spliced from 15 exons.
UAUAUUGUCAAAAAGGCGCGAUUUUGUUGUGUUACCUUCUAAUGUCCACUUGUUUUGUUUAAAAACGAUUUAUUUUGUGUUGUCAGUUAAAAAAUUUGGGAAAAAAUGUCGAAACGGUUUAGUACGGGUCAAACUAACACUCUUUUGAACUAUUUUCAGUCACCUAAAGCAAAAAAAGGUACUGAAGUCAAGCAAGACUCUGCCCAAAAAAGUGUCUCUGCUACUAAUGGUAAGGGAGAUGUGUCUCCUAAAGCAAAAAAUGGUACUGAAAUCAGGCAAGACCAAGACUGUACCCACAAAACUAACUCUGCUACUAAUGGUAAGGGAGAUGUGUCUCCAGUUCAAGCUAAGAAACGUAAAAAAAUGGCAAUUAUCGACAGCGACUCUGAAGAUGAAAAGUUACCAGUUCAACCGACCCCUAAGAAGAAGAAGAACGUGAAGAAACGGCCGGUGAGCGACUCAGAUGGCGAGUCUUCAGGCAGUGACAGCAAACCUAGAGAGAGGAAGUCACUAAAACAGUUCACUUUUGAGAAAAGUUCUGAGACUACAAAGAUAACUGAUGAAAAUGCAGCUAAAGCAGCCCCAGUUGUUCGCGACAUUAAUUCCAAUUGGUUACACAACCGGUUAGACUUUUUACAACCUGAUAAAAUUCGCGAUAUUAACAAGAAAACACCGGAUGACCCCGAUUAUGAUUCUCGCACACUUUACAUCCCUCAAAGCUUCCUAGACAAACAAACUCCAGCAAUGCGUCAAUGGUGGGUUCUGAAAAGUACACACAUGGACUCAGUUUUGUUUUUCAAAGUGGGAAAAUUCUAUGAACUUUAUCAUAUGGAUGCUGUUGUAGGAGUCACACAGUUGGGUUUUUCUUACAUGAAGGGGGAGUUUGCCCAUUCCGGCUUCCCUGAAAGUGCCUAUCAUAAGAUGGCAAAUGCUCUAAUUGAGAAAGGGUUUAAGGUUGCAAGAACUGAACAAACUGAAACUCCUGAAAUGAUGGCGGAAAGGUGCAAAAAACAAGGAAAGACAACUAAGUUUGAUAAAGUCGUCAAUAGGGAAAUUUGUCAAAUUUCAACAAAGGCUACUUGUGUAUACACUGCACAAUUGCCUGAUGCUAUGCAUUCGCAGUCUUGUUACAUGUAUGCUAUUGCAGAGAAGGAUGUGACAGGCUUGCAAAGAAGAUUUGGAAUUUGUUUCAUUGAUACGUCUAUUGGGAUUUUCAAAAUGGCAGAGUUUGAUGACGAUAAACAUUGCUCAAAACUACUAGUUUGUCUUUCAGAGUAUCCACCAGGAUUGAUCUUAACUGAAAGAAAGAAGAUGAGUUCAAAAUUAAAAUUCAUUCUAAAUUCUCACUACAGAGAUAUCAGAAGAGAAACAUUGGCUCCUGAAAGUCAAUUCUACAGUGCUAGUACCACUGUUGAAAAACUAAUGAAUGGAAAUUAUUUUCGUAAUGAAAGUAAUGAAAUUUGCUUGCCUGAAUUCCUUAAAAAUGUCACAAAUGGAUAUAACGCUCAACCAGAGUAUGAGUUAAUGAUAAAAGCAUUAGGGGCGUGUUUGUGGUAUUUACAUGAUUCCAAACUUGAUAUUCAAGUAGUUUCACUUGGGAAAUUCGAGAUUUACCAACCUUUAAGUAUGAAUGUAAAAGAGCAAUGUUCUCGAAGUUGUAUGAUUUUGGAUUCUGUAACGAUGGUCAAUUUGAAUCUACUGGGUGAAGAAAGUAGUUUACAAAAAACAUUGGAUUAUUGUCAAACUGCUUUUGGCAAAAGAUUACUGACACAGUGGAUCUGUCGACCUUUGUGCACCGUUGAGAAAAUUAAAGAACGACAAGAAGCUAUACAAGAACUGGUCAAAAAUACAUCCUUGUUAAAGGACGCACAAGAUAUACUCAAAAAAUUACCAGAUUUGGAACGACAGUUGGCUAAAAUUCAUACUUUUGGUAAUAAAUAUUUUGCCCAAGAUCAUCCCGAUAGUCGUGCUGUUUUUUACGAGGCUGCUACUUACUCAAAAAGGAGGAUUGCUGAUCUUUUGAAAACGUUACAAGGAUUUGAAUUGGCACAGAAUUUGUGCCCUCUUUUUAAAGGUUGUCAAUCUCCGUUACUCAAAAGGUUAACUCAAUUUAAACCUGAUGGAAUGUACGUUGAUUUAACUGAAUUAUUAUUGUUCUUUAAGAAUGCCUUUGAUCAAGAAGAGGCUCAGAAGGAAGGAAAAAUCAUCCCAAAACAGGGAGUUGAUGAAAAUUACGACCGAGCUCAAGACGCCAUAAAAGCAGUAACGAAAAAACUUGAUGAGUAUUUGGUAGAACUGCAACAAAUGUUUGGUUGCAAAAUUACAUACGUGGGCACGGAUAAAAAACGUUUUCAAAUAGAAAUUCCUGAAAGUCAUACGAAAAAAGUAACAAAUGAAUACCAACUUGAGGGAACAAGAAAAGGGGCUAAACCAGCAAAACGUUACUCUACAGCAAGAAGUCGACAACUUCUUGCAGAUAUGAUGAAAGCAGAAAGUGAGAGGGCGAAAGUUGUCCAAGAUUUGAACCGGAGAAUUUUUGAAAAAUUUAGUCAAAAGCGCGAUCAAUGGGAGCAAGCGAUUGAGUGUAUUACUGUCUUGGAUGUUUUAUGUUCUUUGUCUCAAUAUGCUUGCAGUUUUGGUCAGGAUAUAUGUAUUCCAGAAAUUGAACCAAUGGGAGACACAAAUAAAAUUAUUAUUGAAAAUGGGCGUCAUCCUUGCAUUCCAAACAUUGAUAAUUUUGUUCCUAAUGAUACUAAAAUGGGAGUUGGUGAUUUUGCUAAUAUUUUACUCAUCACUGGACCCAACAUGGGUGGUAAAUCAACACUGAUGCGUCAAAUUGCUAUUAUUUGUAUUAUGGCACAUAUGGGGGGUUACGUGCCUGCAUCCAGCUGUACAAUAUCUUUGAUUGAUAGGAUUUUUACCCGUUUGGGGGCUCAUGAUGAUAUUGUUCAAGGCCAAUCAACAUUCUUAGUAGAACUAUCUGAAGCUGCAGUUAUUUUGCAGCAUGCGACGCCACAUUCGUUGGUCCUACUUGAUGAAUUAGGUAGAGGAACUUCUACUCAUGAUGGAAAUGCUAUAGCUACUGCCUAUGUAGAAAAACUGACUACGAUUAAUUGUCGAACACUGUUUUCUACGCACUAUCACAGUCUUGUGGAUCAUUUUGAGAUGAGGAAAGACGUGCAGUUGGGACAUAUGGCUUGUAUGGUCGAAAACGAUGACGAUCCAACUGAAGAGUCAGUUACAUUCUUGUAUAAGAUGGCUGAAGGGCGCUGUCCAAAGUCAUACGGUUUCAACGUUGCACGACUAGCGGGAUUGAAACACUGUAUUGUUUCACGAGGUCGGGAAAUAUCCAAACAGUUGGAAAAUGAAGCCAGAAAUCGUAAACUUUUCAGGGAAUUAUUUACAGCUGAUAUUGCGUGUAUUAGAACUGUUAUGACAAAGUUAUCACUUUCUUAAUACACUUUAAUAUUUUUUUAUAUGCAACAGUGGAUAAAUAAUUAAUGCUUUUAUGUUUUCUUAUUUGUAGAUGCAAAAAUAAACGUCAAGUUAGUGAAUACUGUUGAUUAA